This is a messenger RNA of Chlamydomonas reinhardtii, 3252 nucleotides long. RefSeq lists its product as uncharacterized. Gene Ontology annotation, cellular component: membrane. The transcript has 11 exons. Gene Ontology annotation, molecular function: monoatomic cation transmembrane transporter activity. The record is from RefSeq and is a predicted model, not a curated record. Lineage: Eukaryota; Viridiplantae; Chlorophyta; Chlorophyceae; Chlamydomonadales; Chlamydomonadaceae. Bases 120 to 3017 code for a protein of 965 amino acids. Gene Ontology annotation, biological process: transmembrane transport; monoatomic cation transport.
CAGAGCGUCUGGGUUGCUAUGCAGCAACCAUCGUCUUAACAGCAGUUGUAAACCCGUGAACGCGCGGGAGGGGCCAGCUCUGACCGUCCAGCUUCUCGCUGCGCGGGAGGGCUUCAGCGAUGCGAGGCCGUGAUACGCGUGGAGCUGGGCUGCCCUUCAAAUGGUUGCUGCUGGCUUUGGUGGUGGUCCAUGCUGUGCACGGCCAGGAUCCCGGGCAGGGGCAGGACGCUCCCCCUGCGCCCCCUCCUGACCCCUCUCCCUCUCCACCUCCCUCUCCCGCCCCCGCCCCCACCUAUUCCUGCGACCGUAUGGACCGCGUGCCCCGCGCCGAGCGCUGUACAUUUGUACGGGAGCAGUGUGAGAGCGACAGCCGGCUGCCGUACUCGGAGUGGUACUACUGCAGUGUGGCGCCGCACGGGGCCUUCGCCAGCUUCCUGUUCACGCUGUUUCUGGUCGCGCUGCUGCCGCUGCUGUUCACGCUGCUGGGCGACACGGCGGAGAUCUACUUCAGCCCCAUCAUGACCCACGUGGCGCAGUGCAUCCCCAAGAUGAGGCCCAGAUUCGCGGGGGUGACGUUCGUGGCCAUCGGCAACGGCGCUCCCGACCUGUCCUCCAACAUCUCCGCCAUCCGCAACGGCGACUGGCUGCUCAGCACCGGCGCGCUCACGGGCGCAGCCAUGUUCGUGCAGUGCGUGGUGGCCGGCGAGGUCAUGCGGGUGUCGGGCGGCCCGGUCAAGUGCCGUGGCGCCACGCUGCGUGACGUGGCCAUAUACAGCGCCUCAGUGCUGCUGGUGCUGGCGAGCUUCGCGGCGGGCAGGAUCACGCACUGGUUCAUCGCGGGCGCCUGUGUGCUGUACCUCACGUACGCGCUGUGGGUGUUCGCGGGGGACGAGUGGCACGAGCGAGGGCGGCCGCACGCACGCACGCUGUGGCGCAGCCUGCGGGACACCUGGGACGUAUGGUUCGGGGCCUGUCAGGAGCCGCAGGGGCUGCCGUGGGCGGCUGUGGAUGUGGGCGGGCCACUGAGCCCAAGAGUGUCAGGGACCGAGCUGCUGCUGCCGCUGGUGGCUGCGGGACGCAGUGACUCGCUAGGUUGGGCAGCAGCCCCGGGCGCAGCCACGGGGGCAGGGGCAGGGCCGCGGACAACCUUACCGGAGCCGCGCGUGCGCUCCCCGGGCGCCAGACCACACCAGACCCACCACCACCACCAUCUCAUGAGUGCCAAGGCCUACCAGACUAUGGUCUGGGCAGACCUGAGUCCGGAGAACCCCAGCGGGUCGAGCUCGUCUCGAAGUCUGGCGGCGGCAGGGGGAGCUGGCGGCGGGGAGGAUGAGGAACAGGGCCUGCUCAGCCGCCGGCGUGGCGGGCGCAAGGGGCGGCGGCAAGGUGGCGGCGGCGGUGGAGGCGGCGCUGCUAGCAGAGGGCCCGGGGCUCGGGGCCCGGCGGGGUCCACGUUGGAGCUUGGGCCGGCGGCAGGGUACGCGCCCCCUGCACUCUCGCCGUCACCUCCACCCAUGUCAUCCGCCACAGCAGCACCGCCGUCCGCCACAGCUGCAGCCGCAGCACGCCUAGGCUCCAGCGGCGGCGGCUCUGGCCUGCUCACGCUGUCCUCACUCGACGGCUCGGCCCUAGCCGCGCCCGCACCAGUGGACGCCGCGCCGCACUGGGGCUCCGCCGCCGGCCUGGCGGCUGCCGGCAGCAUCACCCACAACACCCGCAGCAACAGCGCGGGUGGUGGUGCGGGCCCUGGCAGUGCGGCAGGAGCGGACGGCGGCGUAGCGCGCAAGGCCUCGCUUGCACCCAGUGGCGGCAGCGGGCGGCUGGCGGGCUCGGGCUCGGGCUUCGCGGCGGACCCGUGGAGCAGCGGCCUCACUCCGGCUGGGUCGGGGCUAGGGCCGGGAGCAGGGCGGGGUGGCGCGGGGUCGGAGGAGGGGUCGUAUGUGGGGAGCGAGGUGGAGGAAGACGACGAGGAGGGCGCGGACGCGUAUGACCGUGAGGCGGCGACGGUGGCGGCGCGGGAGGCGCGGCGGCGGCGCAGCCGGCAGGGUGAUGAGGAGGACGAGGAGGGGGAUGGGGCCAGCAGCUCGGAGGCGGGAGGGGACAGCGGCGUGUCGUCGCGGGAGGCGGGGCCGCCGCGGGAGCUAUGGGCCCGUGUGCAGUACGAGCUGACAGUGGGCAACAGCAUCGAGUGGUCUGACCUGCCGCCCGAAUCGCUGCAGCGGCGCUGGCGCGAGCUCACCUUCCCGCUCCUGCUGCCCGUGUACUUGGCAUUGCGCCUCACCAUCCCCUUCGCUGACCCAGCCUCCUACUCCCGCCGCUGGCUGUUGGCCACCUGCGCCGCCGCGCCGCUGCUGGCGGCGGUCUACCUGGCGCCCUCGGCGGCGGCUGCACUGCCAAUGAUGAUUGCGGCGGCGGUUGCGGGCGGCGCACUGGCGGCGGCGGUGGGCUACUUUACCGCAGGCGAGGAGGACGCGCUGCCUGACUGGGACGUGCUGGGCACCGGCUUCGCCUUCGGCCCCGCCGCCUUCGCCGUGUUCGGCUUUUUCAUGGGCGUCAUCUGGAUCGACACGCUGGCCUCCGAGGCGGUGGGCGUGGUGGGGCUGCUGGCGGGGCUGCUGCGUGUGCCCGCCUCCGUCAUGGGCCUCACGCUGAUGGCCUGGGGCAACAGCCUGGGCGACUUCUUCGGCAACCCGGCAAUGGCGCGUCGCGGCCAGCCCACCAUGGCGCUGACCGCCUGCUUCGCCGGGCCGCUGUUCAACAUGCUAGCAAGCCUGGCGCUGGGGUUCGGGAGCUACUUUGCGAGGAAGCAUGUGAGCUCGGCGGAGGUGAUGCUGCGGCCGGAGGUGGCGCUGGGCUGCGGGUUCCUGUUGUUGUAUAAUGCCGCGGUGGCGGCGGCGGGGCUGCUGAAUGGCGGCAAGCUGCCGGAGAGGUUCUACGUGUUUGCGAGGGGCUGGUAUGGACUGUACUUUGUGGCGGCAUGUGUGCUGGGGCUGGCGGCGGGGCAGGGCGACGCGUGAGGGCGUAAGGCCAGAGCGUAAGGUUUGUGUGCGUAAGAGUACAAGAGUUUGUGUGUGGUGAGAGCGGUGGUCGGUGGAGGCGCGUGGGUGCAGGCACAUAGCAAGCGAGGAGGACCGAGCCUGCGUGUGUAUGCCAUGUGCUUAAGCUGUGCGGGAGUGUCGGUAAGGUCAUCCGCGUGUGCAAUCACAGUGCACGGCAUGUGUGGAGCUGUUGAUUAUGACAACGACAUGCCAA